UGUGAAAUAGCGGUUGCCUUGGCAACCUCUGGCGUGGGAUUGUUUGAGGAAAUGACGCCGCAUGAAGCAUGUCUGUUCAACACUGGACAGACACUCUCAGGAAAGCCAAGAAAACUGCAUUAAUAUCUGAUGGGAAAAGGAAAGUUCAUUAUCUGUUUGAGGAGUGUGACCUGAAAACAGAUGAACUCGUCUUGCGAAAGUGGCAACAUAAAACCAGACAGUGGAGACAGUGGACAUUGGAAGUCGAUGAAACAAACCCAAACGGUGUUACCUCAGAUUUAAUAAAAGAAAGCAGUUCAAAUCCAUCGUUCAUGCGUAAAGACACAAAGAGCAGUUUCCAGUGGAGGAUCCGCAAUAUUUCUUACCCUGUAGAAGUUUACAGUGUAUCAGCAGAGCCUGUGGAAAGAUGUUGUGUCAUCCGAACCUCAAACAAAAAGUACUAUAAGAAGUUCAGUAUUCCAGAUCUCGACCGUUGCCAGCUGCCUUUGGAGAGCGCAGCUUUGAGUUUUACCCACGCCAACAACACUUUAAUCAUCAGCUACAAGAAGCCCAAGGAGAUUUUAACACUGGAACAGGAGCUGCUUGGGGAACUGAAGAAACUGAAGGGGACAAGUGAAGGAGAUAUUGACUGUAAAACUCAGUGAACUGCCAUAGACCCGGAGCCUUUGCAUUGUUGUAUUUUUCUUUUAUUCUUCAUGUUCAUGUAGACUUAGAGUCUCACAUUGCCAUAUUUCUGUCAACUUUGUGUGUCCAACCAACUCACUUUCAAUGUGUGUGUUUUUUUUCUAUGUAAAAUUUCAAAUAUUGUGCUGAUUGAUGUUCGUACUGUACAAUUGCUCUUUAAGUCUAAAUAAUAAAUUAAAAGUAAAACUAUAUUAUUAUUACUAUUAUUAAAAUUAUCAUAAGAAGUUUGCUUUAUUCUAGCUAUUUCCACACUAGACCUAAAAAUUAUAAUCUAAAGACUUAAUCAUAAAAUAAUUAUAGCAGAUGCAUUGGAAAAAAAAAAAAAAAAAACAAUAAAAUGAAAGAAAUAAGAAAUAAUAUUCAAAAAGAUACAUUAAAAACAAAAAGAAAAAUAUAUAAAUAAAAUGAUACACUACAAUCCAUAGCAUGCAGCAAAUAUACUUUCAAUGAAUGUACAGCUAAAGAAAAUAAAUGAAGCAAAUUCAUAAAAUGACAACUUAUGCAUUUAACAGUAGUAAAGUUGCAUAAUUAUUAGAGAUUCAUCAUCAAAUUUUCUAUGAAAUGAAGGUCACUAACCUUGAGCCUCAGUGUGCUUUAAUUACUGCCAUCUCGACUCAUCAGAUUUCCUGAAGUGCAUCGUGGGAAAAUUAAACAUUUCCUUCAUCUGGGUUCCUUGAUUUUAUCUGUAUUCACCUCAUGUUUAUGUACGCUGUUUGGCAUGGACCACAGUGCUGUUGUUUGUGUUUCUACUGUAAAUAGAAUACUACUAACAAACUCUUUGUUGGUUUAAGGCAAAGACAACAAUACCGUGUGAA
This is a messenger RNA of Cyprinus carpio (common carp), 1499 nucleotides long. Its product is annotated as deleted in primary ciliary dyskinesia homolog (mouse). Lineage: Eukaryota; Metazoa; Chordata; Actinopteri; Cypriniformes; Cyprinidae. The record is from RefSeq and is a predicted model, not a curated record.